Messenger RNA from Brenthis ino (lesser marbled fritillary), 306 nucleotides. The record is from the annotation of a GenBank genome assembly. Lineage: Eukaryota; Metazoa; Arthropoda; Insecta; Lepidoptera; Nymphalidae.
AUGAAGAUAUACAUUAUUGCAUAUAUUUUGCCAGCAAUAUUUGCUGCUUCUGUGGUAAAAAAUGGUGUAAAAGAAAGUGUUAUUGGAUUUUCUAUCAAGGAUUUCUAUGUAAAUGGAGUUAACAAAGAAAAUACAUCUAACAUUAAUCAAGAAGAAGAAAUGUUGAUAGCAAAUAUAAAAAAUAAUAUGAUGGCAAAUAACGAAAGUUUAUUUCCAGAAGAUUUAAUUUCACAUGCUGCAUUAACAGGAGACGGUUGUCCAAUUGGUUAUGCCAAAAUAAAUGGGAAAUGUGCUGAAAUUGAUUAU